UUUCAUAUUCUUAAAGUCAAGAUGGUAGGUAGCUUAUUUUUUAAAUCUUGUACCAUCUACAUCUAAAGUGAAGUAAAAUGUUAUCAUAAAAUGUUAAAAUGAUUUUUAAAAUUGUCAGUUCGUAAUUUGAGUGAAUAUUUCAUAGGUGCUGUGAAAGUAUAAUUAACAUUUUCAUCUUCAAAAUACUCGGACUCACCUAAUAGUGUUAUUUUGUUUUUAACUUAUAUUUAAAGCAGUAAAAGUUUUUUACAUUCAAAUAUGGCUCGAGGACCUAAGAAGCAUCUAAAGCGUUUGAACGCACCUAAAGCAUGGAUGUUGGACAAAUUGGGUGGUGUAUUUGCCCCCCGUCCAUCGACUGGUCCUCACAAAUUGAGAGAAUCACUCCCAUUAGUAAUUUUCUUGAGGAACAGGUUGAAAUAUGCUCUAACUAACAGUGAAGUUACAAAAAUUGUUAUGCAAAGAUUGAUCAAAGUUGACGGAAAAGUAAGAACCGAUAGUAACUACCCAGCUGGAUUCAUGGAUGUUAUCACCAUUGAAAAGACAGGUGAAUUCUUCCGCCUUAUCUAUGAUGUUAAAGGUAGAUUUGCUAUUCACCGUAUUACUGCUGAAGAAGCUAAAUACAAGCUGUGUAAAGUGAAGAGAGUUCAAACGGGACCUAAAAGAAUUCCAUUCUUAGUAACGCAUGAUGGACGUACUAUCAGAUACCCAGAUCCUAACAUUAAAGUAAACGAUACUAUCCAAUUGGAAAUAUCCACUUCCAAAAUUCUUGACUACAUAAAGUUUGAAUCUGGUAACUUGUGUAUGAUCACUGGAGGUAGAAAUUUGGGUCGUGUUGGAACAGUUAUCAAUAGGGAGCGUCAUCCAGGUUCCUUUGAUAUUGUACAUGUUAAGGAUGCUAAUGGUCAUGUCUUUGCAACUAGGUUAAAUAAUGUUUUCAUAAUUGGUAAAGGAGCUAAGGCAUUCGUUUCCCUACCAAGAGGCAAGGGAGUCAAAUUAUCCAUAGCAGAAGAAAGAGACAAGAGGUUAGCUGCUAAAACACAUUAAAAUGUAAUGUUUUACUACAUUAUUUUCAAUAAAAUUUAAAAAAACUGA
Diorhabda carinulata is the source of this 1092-nucleotide messenger RNA. It is a transcript of the gene RpS4, whose product is annotated as 40S ribosomal protein S4. The transcript is spliced from 5 exons. Gene Ontology annotation, cellular component: ribosome; cytosolic small ribosomal subunit. NCBI's taxonomy places the organism in Eukaryota, Metazoa, Arthropoda, Insecta, Coleoptera, Chrysomelidae. Gene Ontology annotation, biological process: translation. Gene Ontology annotation, molecular function: structural constituent of ribosome; RNA binding. The record is from RefSeq and is a predicted model, not a curated record. Bases 259 to 1044 code for a protein of 261 amino acids.